Fusarium poae is the source of this 2703-nucleotide messenger RNA. RefSeq lists its product as uncharacterized. The record is from RefSeq and is a predicted model, not a curated record. Gene Ontology annotation, biological process: clathrin-dependent endocytosis; clathrin coat disassembly. The transcript is spliced from 2 exons. NCBI's taxonomy places the organism in Eukaryota, Fungi, Ascomycota, Sordariomycetes, Hypocreales, Nectriaceae. Gene Ontology annotation, molecular function: clathrin binding. Gene Ontology annotation, cellular component: vesicle; cytoplasm; intracellular membrane-bounded organelle. The coding region runs from base 1 to 2703 and encodes 900 amino acids.
AUGGACGACCUCUCAGGCCUCGAUUGGUCUUCAAAGCCAACUGGCGGCCAACCGAAGCCGCCAGUAAUGAACCCAUCUUUUGUGUCAAUGCGACCAACACCAUCUCCUUUGGGUUCUGGACGCAACACUCCUCUGUCCACACAGGGUUCUGGUUCCUUGACUUCCAAGGCGGCGCCGGCACCAGCGAAGCCAUCACAUGACAGUUUUAGCAAUUUGAUGAAUUUUGGACCAGCAAAGGCGAAGCAGAACCUAACCUUGGCUGAGCGACAGGCGCAACUCGAAGCUGAGAAACGUCAGAAGGAGGAGGAGAGGAGGAAGCAACAGGAGGCCCAAUUUGGCAACGGUCAAUUUUGGGACGCGCUUGGAAGCAGAGGCGCAUCGACAAGUCCUGCAUUGCAACCACCACCUGCAUCGAACACGACAAAGUCUGACGACGACGACCUCUUUGCUGCCUUCAACAAGGACACCAAAGUUGACAAUGCGAGCCACUACCCACCCCCCGAAUCGCAUCGAUCGACCCCAGCAAACGCAGCUCCGUCUGCACCGCCGAUCAACUUGAGCGACCCGAACGCGUGGAAGACUAGUGGGGGUGGCUCAAAUGGAGGUGGAUUUGGAGUCGAAGACGACGAUCCAUUCGGAUUGAACGGGUUGAAGCCCGCUGCUGCUCCUGCGGCGCCUACUCAGCAGGCUGAUGAUGACGACUUCCUAGGUGACCUUGGCCGCCCUGUUGACGAAGUGCGACGCAUGCAGGAAGCAAGCCGGCCCCGCGCCGAACCUGGAAAGCCUAUCGAGGAUGAAGAUUCAAGCUCAUCCGACGACGAGGCUCCGCCAGCACGAGAGCAGUUUGCUGAGCGAAAACCCAGAGUCAAUAAGGAUCCUUUUGACAGAGCGGUGGCUCAGCUUGUGGACUACGGAUUCUCUGCAGAUGAUGCCCGACGUGCCCUGGUUGAAAGUGGUGAUGGCUACAACGCACAAGCCGCAGUUAACUGGCUUUUAGAUGAAGCGCACCGAAAAUCAAAGGAACAGGCGCAAGGAAAGACCUCUUCGGCCAGCUCUAGUAGGCCAGGAAGCCGGCCCCCUAGAAGUGACAGCAGGUCACCAGCGGCUGGAGAACAGGAUCUGGCCAAGACCGCGGCUGCUAUGGGCAACAGUCUGUUCAAGACGGCUAACUCACUUUGGAAGACGGGACAGAAGAAGAUGCAGCAGGCUGUUGCUGAUUUGCAGCAAGAAGGCGGCGACCCAAGCCAACCUAAGUGGAUGCGAGAAGCGCAACAGCAACAAUCCUCAAAGGCGCAAGGAAAGGCUCGCGCAGAUGCUACAGACGAAGCCAUGAUGCUUGAAGCCGGUGGUCGCCCUCAACCUCGCCGCACUAACAGUCGAUCUACCGAGCAGAGAGAGACUCCUCAGCCAUCAAGGGGACAAUCCCCUGCUCAUUCUGUCGGCAGCCGUUCGAGCCCUGCUCCUCGAUGGCAACAACAAGCACCACCUCCGACAUCGGCUUUUGAUUCGAAGUCUCGACUUAAUCGCCUCGCCGCAGAUGACGACAGCCUCUCGACUUACAGAAGUCCUAACAGACGAAACAAGACGCCCUCACAAGGUCCCUCACCAGUGCCAACACCAAAGCCAGUUGAACCUGAGCCAGAUCUGCUCUUCAACUCACAGGAAUUCAGAUCAACCCAGUCUCUACCUACAAGAUCAGCCCAGCCAUCCCCUCGACCGACGACACAGGCCAAGCGACCUUCACCUCCUGUCUCAAGACCUACGCCACGACCAGCUCGGGAGGUACCCUCCAUUAGCCCUGUUGCCUUGCAAACGUCAACACAGCACCGACUUCAAGGCACAGCUCACUUUAAGCGAGGUGACUAUGCAUCUGCUCACUCAUCGUAUUCGUCUUCACUGUCGGCUGUUCCACCAACACAUCCUCUCGCCAUCCUCCUUCUAUGCAAUCGCGCCUUGACUGCCUUGAAGACCGGAGAACCAAAACAGGCUGUCGAGGAUGCUGAUACGGCGCUCAAACUUAUUGGACCUGGUAAUGGCCAAGGAGAAGUGGUGGCUGUCAAGAAUGAGAGUGGUGUUGAUGAGAACAGAGACUUGAAAGACCUCUAUGGUAAGGCCCUGAGCAGGAAAGCCGAGGCUCUCGAGCAGAUGGAGAAGUGGGCCGACGCCAGCGCGGUCUGGCAACUGUGUGUCGAGAGUGGCGUUGGCGGAUCGAAUGCUAUCAAGGGUCGACAGCGAUGCCAAAACACUUUGGCGCCCAAGCCUAAACCCAAGCCGGCAGCUGCCAAACCCCGACCAAGGCCUACGGCUACAGCUAGCCUUGCAUCUCAAAAGAGCUCUGAAGCUGUUACUCGUCUCCGCGAGGCGAACCAGGCUGCGGCUAAGGAGGAUGACGAGAAGUUUGUUCUCUCAGAAAAGGUUGACGCCAAAGUUGCUGCCUGGCGCGAUGGAAAGCGAGACAAUAUACGUGCUCUCAUCGCCAGUCUCGACAGCGUGUUAUGGGAGAACAGUGGGUGGAAGAAGGUUGGCUUGCACGAGUUGGUCAUGGCCAACAAGGUCAAGAUUUCUUACAUGAAGGCGAUUGCGAAGACCCAUCCUGACAAGCUUCCUCAAGACGCAAGUACUGAGGUGCGGUUAAUUGCGGGAUUGGUGUUUAGCACUCUCAAUGAGAGCUGGGAUAAGUUCAAGGCGGAUAACGGGCUAUGA